AUGAUGCAGCCAAAGGAAGAGGAAUCCUACUCGAAGCCGCUCGCCGAGCGGGUCGAUGAGUCUGAGGAGGACCUCGAGUCGCUUGAUACGAACAGCAAAGUCUGGGAGCACAGGGAAGGGAGGAAGAAGGUCUUGGUGUAUGCCGCGGCUGCUGCUAUCCUGAUCGUGACCAACUUCAUUUCUGCUCGUGUCGGUGCUCAUCUCGCCUCGGGCACGACGGACCUCGAUAACGCGUGUGCUGAGCAUACGACGCAAUGGUCGCCGCUUCUGAAAGAUGUCGACGUUCGAUACGACUGGAAGCACUUCAACGGGUCGUUCUUGGAGGAAGACGUGUUUCGGAAAGAGGGCUCGCCCGAGGUUGAUGCCGCGUGGGAGGCUUUGGGCGUGGAUUAUCGCGCGGGAGUCAUUUCGAUUGAAGACGGCUUGAAAAGUGGAAUGAACAUGUCCUUCGUAAGGAGGUCAGAGAAGUACGGCGCUGGGUUCUAUGUCAACGUCGAGGGGAUGCACCACCUCCAUUGCUUGAAUCUGGUGCGGAAAUCACUUUACUAUAACUACGACUACUACAAGCAGAUGGGCAUGCACGCGUUUGCCAACGACGAUCACAUUCUAAAGCUUCAUGUUUCACAUUGUCUAGAUGCGGUCCGACAGGUGCUCAUGUGCAACUUCGAUACGGGCGUCCUUGGCCAGGUCUGGGCCAACGACCCUCCCUCGCCGUUCCCAGACUUCCAUACCACGCACAAGUGCAAGAAUUACGAGGCCAUCCGGCAGUGGGCUGAGGAAUUGCAGGCACCUCCGGCUGGCGAGCUCCCCAAGGAUUACACCUCUCCGCCAGGGCCGGGUGAUAUUCUCCCGCAAACUCCGUAG
Molecule: messenger RNA, 864 nt
Organism: Colletotrichum karsti
Lineage: Eukaryota; Fungi; Ascomycota; Sordariomycetes; Glomerellales; Glomerellaceae
Product: tat pathway signal sequence
Exons: 5
Coding region: 1-864 (287 amino acids)
Biological process (GO): mycotoxin biosynthetic process
Source: RefSeq, a predicted model, not a curated record